Rhinolophus ferrumequinum (greater horseshoe bat) is the source of this 748-nucleotide messenger RNA. RefSeq lists its product as uncharacterized. The record is from RefSeq and is a predicted model, not a curated record. Lineage: Eukaryota; Metazoa; Chordata; Mammalia; Chiroptera; Rhinolophidae. The coding region runs from base 118 to 630 and encodes 170 amino acids. The transcript is spliced from 2 exons.
GCUUCUCUCGUUACGGUGGCGGCCGCUCGCUUCCCUUCGCGGCGCUGGGAGAACUCGCGGAAGGACUUGGGGAAAGAAUGUCUGUUUUCCUGUCGGGAGGGAGUAGACUGUUUUAAAAUGCGCGUGUUGAUUGUGGUUUCGGUGAUGAGCUCGCAGAAAGACAACGUGGCUCGUUCCAGGCCUCAGAGGCACCAGAAUACGUUUAGUUUCAAAAAUGACAAGUUUGAUAAGAGUGUUCAGACCAAGAAAAUUAAUGCAAAACUUCAUGAUGGAGUAUGUCAGCGCUGUAAAGAAGUUCUUGAAUGGCGUGUAAAGUACAGCAAGUACAAACCAUUAUCAAAGCCUAAAAAAUGUGUUAAAUGUUUACAAAAGACGGUGAAGGAUUCUUAUCACAUAAUGUGUAGACCAUGUGCCUGUGAACUUGAAGUCUGUGCAAAGUGUGGAAAGAAAGAAGACAUUGUUACACUGUUUAAUAAAGAACCAGAAAAGACAGAAAAUACUGAAAAUAAUGUACGUUCCAAGUACAGAAGAAGCUGCAGCAAAAAUGAAGAAAAAAGUGAUGAAGAUUUAGAUUUUGAUAUUGAUUUAGAUGACUCAGAAGAUGACAAUCAAACUAGUGAACAUAACUGAAUCAGAGUUUGAAAAUAUGAAAUUCUUCACAACUUUUGACUGUUACAGUCAUACUUUCACAAAAUAUUACUGUGAAAUCCUAGUGAGGAAAUCGGAAAAACCUAUAAAAAAUGGCAGC